Molecule: messenger RNA, 2154 nt
Organism: Pneumocystis jirovecii RU7
Lineage: Eukaryota; Fungi; Ascomycota; Pneumocystomycetes; Pneumocystales; Pneumocystaceae
Exons: 6
Coding region: 1-2154 (717 amino acids)
Biological process (GO): regulation of DNA-templated transcription
Cellular component (GO): cytoplasm; Ino80 complex
Source: RefSeq, a predicted model, not a curated record
AUGCAGACAAUUUAUAAUGUUAGAGAUGUGCUUUUUGAGGCUGAUAAUAUAGUGUUUUCAAAAGCAUAUGAAGAUCCUCUUAUUCUUAUUGAUAAUGGAUCUUGGCAAUGUAGAGCAGGAUAUGCAUCUGAGAAAGAGCCGCGUAUGGUCUUUGACAGCGUUGUAUCGACCUACAGAGAUCGUCGUCAAAUGAGAACCUAUACUUUAGUGGGGAAUGAUACUUUAGUAGAGCCUAUGGCGAGACAGAUGGCAAAAAGUCCUUUUGAUUUUAAUGUUGUUGCAAAUUGGGAUUUAAUGGUGCGGAAUAUCUAUAGCACAGAAUCGUUGCUUGAUUAUGUUUUUUUGAAAAUGGGAGUAUCAGGAUCAGAAAAAGUAGAACACCCGUUGUUGAUGACAGAGCCGGUGUGUAAUCCAAACUAUACUCGUGGAGUGAUGUCGGAAUUGUUAUUUGAAUGUUAUUGUUUGCCGUCAGUGUGUUACGGGAUUGAUAGUUUUUUUUCAUUUUAUUACAAUGGGGGUGUAGAUGGUAUAAUUGUAAGUGUAGGAAAUAACACUACACAUGUGAUUCCUGUAUUGAAUGGCUCUGGUAAUUUGAGUGCAUCGAAAAGAAUAUCAUGGGGGGGUAUACAGUCUACAGAGUAUUUUCUUAAACUUUUUCAAUUGAAGUAUCCAAAUUUUCCUCAAAAAAUGACGUUUACGCAGGCGCAAUGUUUACUUCAUGAUCAUGCUUAUGUUUCUUUGUCUUAUAAUGAUGAAAUUAAAACAUUUUUAGAUCCAGAUGUGUUAAUUGUUAAAGAUAGAAUAAUCCAGUUUCCAUGUAUAGAGAUGAUUUCUAAUUUAAAAACAGAGGAGGAAGUUGCUCGAUUAGCUGAAAAAAGAAGAGAAGCUGGUCGUCGCUUGCAAAAACAGGCUCAGAAAACACGUUUGGAGAAGUUGCUUCAAAAAGAAAAGGAUAUGGCGUAUUAUAUUGAGCUUCAGGAAACUAUAAAAUUUAAGGAUAAAAAAUUUAUCAUAGAAAAAUUAGAAUCAGAAGGUUUUGCUGAUGAAAUAGAAUUGGCUUCUACGAUAAAAAGGCUUGAUACUGCGAUUAAAAGAGCAAAAAAUAAAGAAUCUGGCCAUGAUUCAGAAACUCCUUCUUUUCCUUUACUUGAUGUUCCUGAUUCAGAAUUGGAUGAAGCAGGGCUUAAACAAAAAAAGCAUCAGAAAUUAAUGAAGUCUAAUUAUGAAGCUAGAAUGCGAAUUAAGGCUGAAAAGCAAGUAGAAAAGGCUCGGAAUGAAGAAAUAGAAAGGUUAGAUGAAGAAAAGCGUUUGAAUGAUUUUGAAAAUUGGCUUGAAGAGAAAAGAAAAGCUAGGAAUUGUCUUCUUGAAAAAAUUAAAGAAAAAAGGAAAUUAAAAGCUGAACUUAAUGAUCGGAAAAGCAUCGCUAGUCAGAUACGUAUGAAAAAUAUUGCUAGUUUGGCUAGUGAUCAAUCUUCUAAAAGAAAGAGGAAAAAAGCUAUUGAAGUUGAAGAUACUUUUGGUGCUAAUGAUGAAGAUUGGGCUAUUUAUCGUGAUAUUGUUAAUACUUCAGAAUCUGAUGAAGAUAAUAAUAAUCUUCAAUAUUUAGAAUCUCAGUUGAUGUUAUAUGAUCCAACAUUUGCUAAAAGUGAUGCAUUAGAUCCUGAUAAAGAUUCUGCUAAUUCAUGGAUUCAUAUGUUUUAUAGAGGAGUAUAUCCUCCAUUUGACCCUAAUGAUAUUCAACAAUCAUAUCAAUUGCAUUUAAAUGUUGAAAGAAUUAGAGUUCCGGAGAUUUAUUUUGAACCGAAUAUUGCUGGUUUGGAUCAAGCUAGUAUAGUUGAAGUCAUAAGUGAUAUUUUAUCUCGUUUUGAUAUAAGUGAUUCACAAAGAAUGGCAGACAACAUUUUCUGUACGGGCGGUGCCUCUUUGCUUAAAAACUUUAGUCUUAGAAUAGAAAAGGAUUUUCGAGCCUUAUGGCCUGCAGAUAGGUCUAUUUGUGUACGACAGGCUAAAGAUCCUCUUAUUGAUGCAUGGAAGGGUAUGCAACAAUGGUGUCAUACUGAAGAAUACAAAAAGAGUUUUAUAACUAGACAAGAAUAUUUAGAGAUGGGCUCAGAAUAUAUGAAGGAGCAUGGAAUGGGUAAUGUUAAAACAUAA